Messenger RNA from Lottia gigantea (owl limpet), 957 nucleotides. RefSeq lists its product as hypothetical. NCBI's taxonomy places the organism in Eukaryota, Metazoa, Mollusca, Gastropoda, Lottiidae. The coding region runs from base 1 to 759 and encodes 252 amino acids. The transcript has 7 exons. The record is from RefSeq and is a predicted model, not a curated record. Gene Ontology annotation, cellular component: membrane.
AUGAAGAACCGAGCCAGAAAUGAUAAUGACUGUUGUAGUCUGUUGUUUUUAAGAUAUGUUAUAUUUGUUUUUAAUACAGUAUUUUGGAUAACUGGUUUAGCAUUUCUCGCAAUAGGUGUUUGGACACUAACUAGUAAACAUGACUAUAUUAGUUUACUAGGUAACAAUAUGUUUGGUGCCACUACUAUUUUAUUUAUUAGUAUUGGUUGUAUUAUUAUACUGGUUGGUAUACUAGGUUGUGUUGGUACCAUCAAAUCUAUUAGAUUCUGUCUUGUAUUAUAUGCCUGUUUAUUAAUAGUGAUAUUUCUAUUAGAAGCAGUAGCAGGGAUAUUAGCCUAUAUGUAUGAAGGAGCUAUUCGAGAUGAAUUGACACGUAAUUUAAAUGAAACAAUGAUAGAAAAUUAUAGAUUUGAUACAAGAAUAGAUGAAGCUGUUGAUAGUAUGCAGAGAGAGUUUCAGUGUUGUGGAGCUGGUUCCUAUAAAGACUGGAAAUAUUCCAGAUGGCUACGCUUAGAUACAACAACAUCAAAUAGAGCUCCAGAUUCAUGUUGUAUGACACCAAGCCCGAAUUGUGCUGGUAGAGAUCAUCCAUCUAAUAUCUACUGGACUGGAUGUUCACGGCAAUUAGAACAUUUUAUUAAAAACCAUCUAAUAAUAAUUGGUGGUAUUGGUUUAGGAUUCUGUUGUAUACAGGUGUUUGGAAUAGUAUUUGCUUGUUGUUUAGCUAGAAAAAUAAAGGAAAGUAAAGAAGGAUAUUGAGCUGAGGUUCUAUCAGGAUGAAACUUGAUCUAGUCAGAAAUAUAUACCUUAUAUAGAGAUUAUUGUCUCCUAGCAUUAUAGUCUAUAUUAUGUUUUGAGCUGAAUGAGGGCCUCUUUUAUUUUUAAUCCUAUUUUUACGAUUAAAUUUUAAUUUUCCUCAGUAUUUUAUAAACAAAAUUUCAGACAUUUUCUGCAUUU